This is a messenger RNA of Anopheles coustani, 4677 nucleotides long. RefSeq lists its product as uncharacterized. The transcript is spliced from 2 exons. The coding region runs from base 1 to 4677 and encodes 1558 amino acids. The record is from RefSeq and is a predicted model, not a curated record. NCBI's taxonomy places the organism in Eukaryota, Metazoa, Arthropoda, Insecta, Diptera, Culicidae.
AUGGAGCAUUGCUGUUUGUGCAAUAAGUGGGAGCAUGCCGAGUGUGCGGGACUGUUCGACGGGAACAAAGACCCCGAUACAAAAUACGUGUGCUCCAAGUGCAAGGACAAGCAGGAAUCCACGGCCGCCAAGUUCCGUGAAGAUCGAGGAUCCGCCAGCUUAAAACCUUCCACGCGGUCGAGGAAGGGGUCAACGGCAUCGACUAGGAGGAACGAACGGGGUACGGUUAAAAGUAUCACCUCUACCUGCCUCUCAACGGAUGUUAGAGAGCAGUUAAAGCUGAUAGAAGAAGAAAGAAGCUUUAAAGAACGGGAGAUACAGGAGCAGAGAGAGAUGCUGCGUCGCAAGAACGAAGAGUCGGCCCGACAGUUGGAGGAAAAAAGAAAGCUCGCCGAAGAGGAGAACCUUCGUCGUGAGAUAGAGAUGAAGGCAGAGGCGGAACUCAUCGCUCGAGAACAAAACGCUCGCCGAGAGUCACUGGAGAAGAAGCGAGAACUGAUGCGCCAACUCUCUCUACCAAGCCGUUUAGGCACCGAGGACAGCUACAGUGAAAAGGUAGUAUGCUGGCUUAGUACGAACAAAGGAAUGAGUGAACAAAGGCCAAAUUCGCACGAGGAUGCCCUCUCCCGCUCCAGCUCAGCCUUUGAAAGGAUGCCACGCGUCGCAUCAAGCCCUGUGACAGAAAUAAAGGGCAAAAUGCAGUAUGAAGGCAAGAACGGAGAAACUGGGGAGCUUACCGGGAAGCAGAUCGCAACACGCCAUGUGAUCGGGAAGGAUAUUCCCUCUUUCUGCGGUGAUCCCGAAGACUGGCCACUGUUUUACAGUUCCUUCAUGGAAUCAACGGAGACAUGCGGAUUCAGUAGCGCGGAAAACCUCAUCAGACUGAAAAGGUGCCUAAAAGGGAAUGCGCUAGAGCUAGUUAAAGAGCAACUAACGCUGAAAGAAAACGUGCAAGAUGUGAUAAAAACCCUAAAAAUGGUGUAUGGGAAACCAAGUUUGCUGAUUCGCUCCCUAAUGAACAAAAUCCGGGAUUUACCUCCACCAAAGCCGGACAAAAUGCGAACUAUGAUAGAGUUUGGGCUAACCGUGAAAGCCCUAACAAACCACAUGAGAGCCGCAGGACUAGUUGAGCAUUUAAAAAAUCCAUCCCUACUCGAAGAGUUGGAAGAUAAGCUACCGGGAGAGAUGAAGCUGAACUGGGCCGCAUUCCAAGAAGAAAAAUCAGUGCAAGGGCUUGAAGGGUUCAGCCUAUUUGCCUCGCGCAUGGCCGAACGUGCGUGCUUAGUGACUAACGACCUUAAGGAAAUUAGUAGAAUAGGAGAAAAGAGAAGGAAAAAUACGGCCGCAUUAAAUGCACACGACGCUCCGCCUAAUUCUCAGCCAAACAAGCCACCACCACAGACCCAAAUGCCAGUAAGAAAAACCUGUGCGGUGUGCCAGCGAGAAGGACAUCGAGUUUACGAAUGCGAGCAGUUCAAAGCGGCAACAGUGGACGAACGCUGGAACUUUGUCAAGUCGAAGUACCUCUGUAGGACGUGCCUGAAUAACCAUGGCAACUGGCCCUGCAAAUCCUGGCGAGGCUGCGCGGUGGACGGGUGUCGCUUAAAACACCACACGCUCCUCCAUCCCGCAGUAGCAGUUAGAGAAGCCGUAAGUCCCUGUGCAACGCACAUUGAUGAGAUAAACUUGGUAAACCCUAUGUUCCGAAUACUCCCUGUUACUCUGUACCAUGGCAACCUCUCUAAAACCAUUUAUGCUUUCUUUGAUGAAGGAUCGUCCUACUCCCUAAUCGACGAAUCCAUAGCCAAAGAGUUGAAGGUGCACGGACAGAAGGCACCACUUACGCUACAAUGGACAGGACAUGUAACGAGGACGGAGUCUAAUUCCGAGAUAAUAGGAUUGCAAAUUUCUGGACAAGGCCGAAACAAACAAUAUAAAUUGGAAAACGUCAGGACCGUCAGCCAACUCAUGCUCACACCGCAAACACUCGAAUAUGAAACUCUGAAGGAACAAUUCCCUCACCUAAGAGGUCUACCCAUACAAAACUAUGAACAAGCGCAGCCACAACUACUCAUUGGUCUGGACAAUCUCCGACUGGGAGUGCCUCUAAAGCUGCGAGAAGGACGAACGGCGGAGCCGAUUGCAGCUAAAUGUCGGCUAGGUUGGUCAAUCUACGGAGGAUGGGCUACAAACACAACGCAAUCAGCAAGGGUAAACUUUCAUACUACACCUUGUACGGACUGCGAUCAGGCGAUGAACGAGCAGCUAAAGAAGUACUUCACGAUGGAGGACCACGACGCCAGCAUUUAUUCCGGACUCCUGGACUCGGAAGAUGAGAAACGUGCCCGUCGGUUACUGGUAGAAACAACUAGACGUGAUGAGACAGGAAACCGCUUUGAAACGGGUCUUCUGUGGAACACGGAUUACCCCAGCUUUCCCGACAGCUACCCCAUGGCAGUAAGAAGAAUGGAGUCGCUAGAAAGGAAAUUCGAGAAAGCACCGGCACUGGAGGCAAAGGUACGAAAAACUAUAGCCGAAUACGAAACAAAAGGUUAUGCGCAUGUGGCGAGUCUCGACGAACUAUCAUCGGUUGAAAUCGAGAAAGCCUUCUACUUGCCUCUGGGAGUGGUCCAAAAUCCAAAAAAACCAGACAAGAUUAGACUGAUUUGGGACGCGGCUGCGAAGGUGAAUGGCGUCUCGUUCAACUCGAGAAUGCUGAAAGGACCCGACCUCUUGACACCGCUCACCCAAGUAUUGGGUCGAUUCAGACAGUAUCCUGUGGCCGUGUCAGGGGACAUUAUGGAGAUGUUCCAUCAAAUCAGGAUCCGGCAUCCUGAUCGCCAAUCGCAACGAUUCGUCUACCGAAAGAAACCCUCCGACCCAGUGCAAGUAUACGUGAUGGACGUGGCGACUUUCGGGUCUACAUGCUCACCCGUAUCGGCACAAUACGUAAAGAAUCUGAACGCCCAGGAGCAGGAGAAGGAGUUUCCGGACGCCACUAAUGCUAUCCUUCACAACCAUUACGUAGACGACUAUCUUCAAAGCUUCAAGACAGUGGAGGAAGCGCUGAGAAUCGUGAAGGAAGUAAAACUGGUGCACUCUAAAGGAGGCUUUACGCUCCGGCGAUUCCUUUCCAACUCGUCAGCUGUACUACAAGUUAUCGGAGACCCAUUGGAAGAAUCAACUAAAGACCUUAUGCUGGAACAAGGGAAAAACACCGAGUCGGUGUUAGGAAUGAAAUGGAAGAUAGAUGAAGACGUCUUCACAUUCUCCUUCUCCUCGAGUGAGAGCAUCCAGCAUAUUCUUCAAGCCAAGCAUAUCCCUACGAAAAGAGAGGUGCUGAAGGUCGUGAUGAGUCUGUUUGAUCCCAUGGGCCUCGUGUCCUUCUUUCUAGUCCAUGGAAAGAUACUUAUUCAGGACAUCUGGACAAAAGGAACAGACUGGGACGAGCAAAUAACCACUGAUCUAUGCCAACGAUGGUGGGAGUGGACCAACCUUUUCCCAGAUCUAGGGAAAAUACAAAUAUCGAGAAGCUACUUCGGGACCGGGUAUCGAGAGGAUGCCGAGCUACAACUGCACGUAUUCGUGGACGCAAGCGAAGCAGCGUACUGUGCGGUAGCCUACUUCCGGAUAGAAAACAGCGGAAAAUUCCAAGUUGGACUUGUAGGCGGAAAGACAAAGGUAGCCCCACUCAAGACAGUCUCGAUACCUAAACUCGAACUGAAAGCCGCAGUCCUAGGAUGUCGGUUACUUGCGAGGAUAAAGGAGCAACAUACCCUCACGAUACACCGACAGUGCCUGUGGAGUGACGCCGGUGUCUGCCUAGCCUGGAUAAAAUCGGCAAAUCCCCGACGUUAUCAGCAGUUCGUUUCGGUACGAGUUGGAGAAAUAUUAACCACAACGAACCCUCAAGAAUGGAGGUGGGUGCCUUCAAAGCAAAACGUGGCGGAUCUGGCGACGAAGUGGAACAACGGCCCCGAUCUGAGUAUGGAGAACCCCUGGUUCGUAGGACCACAAUUCCUGCACGAACCAGAGGAUAGUUGGCCAGAGAAACGGUCAGUUUCCGACACCAACGAGGAAGUAAGAGCGAUACACCUGCAUGCCCGACCAACAAAAACACAACCGAUGGACUUCUCGCGGUUCAGCUGCUGGGGAAAACUACUUAGAGUCACAGCGUACAUCAUCCGCUACAUGGACAACCUGGGACGCAAAGGUGAUAACAAACCACUAGAGCUCGGUUUGCUCCAACAAGCUGAACUUAGGAAAGCAGAAUUGGCAUUAUGGAAGAAUGCCCAGAAGGAUGCGUUCCCCGACGAGAUAGCUGAGCUGAGUACAACGAAGGGCAAUCCCGAGGGAAGACACAAUGUUGUCCCUAAAUCCAGUCCCAUCUACAAGAAGUGGCCUUUCCUGGACGAUGAUGGAGUUUUAAGGACGAGAGGACGAGUCGGAGCAUCUAUCCAUUCAAAUUUUGACGCUAGAUUGGUACCACUUAAAAUACCGGCAUGCCAACAGGGAGACAAUAGUGAACGAAAUUCGCCAACACCUGGAUAUCCCCAAUCUCCGAGCGCUUACAAAGAAGGUUGCCGAUGCCUGCGCGUAUUGCAAGGUGAUGAGGGCUUCCCCAAAACCGCCGCCGAUGGCACCACUCCCCAAAAUGCGCCUAGCCGCGUUCACUAG